AUGAUAAGAAAAUUAAAAAUCGAAAACGAAAGUCUUCAAUCUGCAUCCAAAGAUUACGCCAACCGGUUGUGUCUAAUCGAACAAAAUCUACGACAAAGCAAUAUAGAAAUCAACGGCGUUCCAGAACAUAGAACCGAAAACAUCAUCUUAGCAGUGAAUCAUCUUGCAAAGACUGUUGGCGAACCCCUAACCGAUUCAGAUAUAGUACAGGCAACCAGAGUUGCCAAGGUAAACAAGGAUAAUAACAAGCCCAGGGCUAUCGUCGUGAAGUUACGAACACCACGCGUGCGCGACAGUCUACUGGCAGCAGUCUCACGGUUCAACAAAAAACAGCCCCUAGACAAAUUAAGUUCUCAGCAUCUAGGAAUUUCGGGUGAUCGCAAGCCGGUAUACGUGUCGGAGCACUUGUGUCCAGCUAGUAAACAAUUGCACGCCGCUACUAGAAUAAUGGCUAAAGACCUCUCCUACAAAUUUGUAUGGGUGCGAAAUGGCAAGAUAUUUGUU
This is a messenger RNA of Papilio xuthus (Asian swallowtail), 504 nucleotides long. RefSeq lists its product as uncharacterized. The annotation marks the transcript as partial. The record is from RefSeq and is a predicted model, not a curated record. The transcript has a single exon. Lineage: Eukaryota; Metazoa; Arthropoda; Insecta; Lepidoptera; Papilionidae.